This is a messenger RNA of Aspergillus pseudoviridinutans, 774 nucleotides long. RefSeq lists its product as uncharacterized. NCBI's taxonomy places the organism in Eukaryota, Fungi, Ascomycota, Eurotiomycetes, Eurotiales, Aspergillaceae. Gene Ontology annotation, cellular component: nuclear pore transmembrane ring; nuclear outer membrane. The coding region runs from base 1 to 774 and encodes 257 amino acids. Gene Ontology annotation, biological process: protein import into nucleus; spindle pole body duplication. The transcript has 2 exons. The record is from RefSeq and is a predicted model, not a curated record.
AUGGCCUCCCAAUCUGCUCCAUCUACACCCAGAGCCGUAUCGKUGCUCGCCCCUGUCCCCGACGCCUCACGGACGCCUGGAAAAUGGCGCCAUCCUCGUCUCAAUGAAGUUGUAAGGCGACAGAAUGCUGGAACAUUCGGUGAUCGCAAUAUUCGAAAGCUUAUUUGGAAUGGGGCUGCCUUGGUUGCAACCUGGGCAUUCGGAAACACGAACUUGGGCCAGUACCCCGCUUAUCCAGACCUCGCGCUACACGUCGUGCAGCUCAUUCUUGCGUUGAACAUCCUGGUUGCAUUAUACCCUUUGUUCCGACCGAAAGAUGACCUCUCCGAUAUCCCUCUCACUCCUACACAACGUUCUCUCCUCGGGCUUGAUCCGUCCGCGACUCCACCGCUUACACCGGGGACUACGUACAUUACACCACCGAGGUAUCGACUGUCUGCUUCGAGAACCGCGACUCCAGCCAGCAAAGGUGCAUCGUCGCCCCUAUCCGGAAGUGCCGGUCUUUCAGGGCGUAGACUUUCGUCGGGCGCAUCAUUUUCGCCAUCGACAAGUCCGCUGCUGUACAAAGCCGUUUCGAACGGAGGCAAGGAGAGCGGGCGACGGCCAAGUUUCGGGUCUUCUUCGACAUUCAGUCGCAGCUCGCUUUUCGGGGAGUCUAGCAUAGGACCUGCGAGUCCUUCGCCCGUGGGGGGCAAGCGCGCGAACCUGGGAUUGAGCAACAAAUGGUUGUAUGAAAGAAGUAGGCGACUCUCUGCUAGUAACGGGAGUCUAUAA